CACACCUGCUGCGUACCUGCUUUUUCAUUCCUUCUGUUGUGUAUUGCUUAAAUUCUAACAUAACAUAAAUGUGAGUAGGCCUACCACACAUUUUCUUUCCAUGUAGGACCUUUUCACACGGAACACAUAAAAUAGCCUACAUAACGUUCCUGGUUAACCUCUGUUGAGAUUGUUACAUUACGAGGAGUAUUUGAACCCAGCACGAGAUCUCAGCAACUGUCAUGGCGUCUCCCUUGAAGGGGGUUUGGUACUGGAGAAAGUAGCCGCUGUCAUUUAUCCAUUUUCUCCUGUGUGCGGAGCAGCUGACGCCGACUGAAGAGGCUUUUUAGGAGCGGAUAGUUACCAUGGGGACUGUCCAUGCUAAGAGUCUGGAUCCUCUCCCGAUGCAUGGCCGGGACUUGGGCGUCAACCCGGAUGACUUCAUGGAGCCUCCAGAACCGGAGCAGGAGUCUAAGCAGGAGAUCCUCGAAAACAAAGAUGUGGUGGUCCAACAUGUUAACAUCCAGGGUCUUGGAAGAACCAAAGAGGAUCUGCUCGGCUAUGAGAUCUCUGAGGUUUUCAACGCCAAAAACCUCAUUGAUGUGAUGAAGAAGUCUCACAUCGCCCGACAGAGGCUUCUCCGCCUGGGAGUCUUCAAAGAGGUGGAGGUCCUUAUCGAUACGUCUGAAGGUUCCGAUGCUCUGCCCAACGGUUUGGAUGUAACUUUUGAGGUGACAGAGGUAAAGAGGCUGACAGGAAGCUACAACACCAUGGUUGGCAACAAUGAAGGAAGCAUGGUGCUGGGUCUGAAGUUGCCCAACGUGUUCGGUCGAGCUGAGAAACUCACCUUCCAGUUCUCCUACGGGACCAAGGAGACGUCCUAUGGCCUGUCCUUCUUCAAGCCCCAGCCCGGACACUUUGAACGCAACCUCACACUCAACAUGUACAAAGUCACCGGUCAGUUCCCCUGGAGCUCCUUGAAAGAGACUGACCGAGGCGUAUCUGCAGAAUUAAAUUUUCCUCUCGGGAUGACCAACCACACGUUGAAGUGGGAGGGUGUGUGGAGGGAGCUGGGCUGCCUGGCACGCAGUGCGUCCUUCGCCGUGCGAGAGGAGAGCGGACACUCCCUGAAAUCUGCCCUCUCGCACACUCUGUCCAUCGAUUCGAGGAAUUCUGCCAUUUUCCCCAGCAGGGGUGCCUUAUUCCGGCUCAACCAGGAACUGGCUGGCUACACAGGAGGAGACGCCAGCUUCUUGAAAGAGGACUUUGAGCUGCAGCUCAACAGGCGGCUCUUCUGGGACUCAGUCUUGUCUGCUUCUCUGUGGGGUGGGAUGCUUUGUCCAAUCGGAGGACAGCCGUCCUGCAUCGCCGACAGGUUCUACCUCGGAGGUCCCACCAGUGUUCGAGGGUUUGGGAUGUACAGCAUCGGACCACAGAGCGAAGGUGACUACCUGGGUGGAGAGGCGUACUGGGCCGGGGGUCUGCACCUCUACACCCCACUGCCCUUCAGACCGGGCAAGGGUGGCUUCGGAGACCUUUUCAGGACGCACUUCUUCCUCAACGCCGGCAACCUCUGCAACCUCAACUACGGCGAAGGUCCACGGGCACACCUUCAGAAGCUAGCCGAGUGCAUUCGCUGGUCGUACGGAGCCGGCAUCGUGCUGCGGCUCGGCAACAUUGCCAGACUGGAGCUCAACUACUGUGUGCCCAUGGGAGUUCAGAGUGGAGACAGGAUAUGUGACGGUGUCCAGUUCGGAGCAGGAAUCCGCUUCCUGUGACCUAAUGGCUUCCAAAAUGAAGAAUGUCUUGUCGUUUGUCACCUGUAACUUGUUGUGAAGUGUGCAACACUAGCAUGGGCCCUAUGUCCCGGGGAAACCCCCCCCCUCCUUUGAUAUGUCACGGCUUUUGAACAACAAAGUGCCAGCGCUGAGCCAUAAAACUACUGGAACGUUUUUACAGUACAAACAGAACGGGCUCGAGUCGAAAGCAACCAGAUAUAAGAUUCCUUUAGCAGCAGAUAGUAUACGGUGAAUCCAAUCACGGGGAGUCUUCUCCCAACAGCAUGCCAGGGCUUAUUCUCUUCAACAGACUAUCGAGUUAUGGGUUUGUUGUUGACUUUUAAGCCUGCUGUUGCUCUUUCUUUGGUUUGAAUUCUCCAGCGCUGGCACCUUGUCCGUGGUAAAGUCAUCAACCAGUGAUUUCGCCCCACUGUGUUUCCUGUGGUGACACAAAGUCAAUUAUUCUCCUGAAUGUUUUAAGAGAUUCUCAGGGCACGUUCCCUGUUUGCCUUUCCAGGAUUGCAUCUCGUCCAGGAGCACGACUUGUUAAGUAAUCUUUGUUUUUGACGGUCAGUUGAACACCACACGCUCUUCUGACCGGAUGGGUUCUGUUGAGUUGUACUGUGUGAUUGAACGGCCGCGGUAGCAGCGAGGGGAAUUAACCGAAAACACAACCGGCGCUUCUGUAAUUAAAGCAGCAGCGUUGGAAGGGAAUCGACCCCCUCGUGCCAAAGCAGUUUGUUCGACCCUUGUUUGUCGGAUGUGAAAAAUGCCGGGUUGAUUUCUCAAGGUGGGAAACCUCCCCCCCGCCCCAACCCCCCACCUGAGCAACAUCCACCACCAGUGCUCUUACCGUUAGUCCUCUUUUUGAUGUUAUUCACAAAAUAAAUCACUGCUGCUCCCCUGG
This is a messenger RNA of Perca flavescens (yellow perch), 2664 nucleotides long. It is a transcript of the gene samm50l, whose product is annotated as sorting and assembly machinery component 50 homolog, like. The record is from RefSeq and is a predicted model, not a curated record. Gene Ontology annotation, biological process: protein insertion into mitochondrial outer membrane; mitochondrial respiratory chain complex assembly. The transcript is spliced from 15 exons. The coding region runs from base 345 to 1757 and encodes 470 amino acids. Lineage: Eukaryota; Metazoa; Chordata; Actinopteri; Perciformes; Percidae. Gene Ontology annotation, cellular component: outer membrane.